CAUGUCGGAGCGGAAGGUGUUGAACAAAUAUUACCCUCCAGACUUUGAUCCAGCGAAGAUCCCAAAGCUCAAACUCCCGAAGGAUCGGCAAUAUGUGGUGCGGCUCAUGGCUCCCUUCAACAUGCGCUGUAAGACCUGUGGGGAGUACAUCUACAAGGGGAAGAAGUUCAAUGCCAGGAAGGAGACUGUGCAGAAUGAGGUGUACCUGGGCCUGCCCAUCUUCCGCUUCUACAUCAAGUGCACUCGCUGCCUGGCAGAGAUUACCUUCAAGACAGAUCCCGAGAACACAGACUACACCAUGGAACACGGAGCCACUCGCAACUUCCAGGCUGAGAAGCUCCUGGAGGAAGAAGAGAAGAGGAUGCAGAAGGAGAGGGAAGAGGAAGAGCUCAACAAUCCCAUGAAGGUCCUGGAGAACCGAACCAAGGACUCCAAGCUGGAGAUGGAGGUUCUGGAGAACCUGCAGGAGCUGAAGGAGCUCAACCAGCGCCAGGCAAACGUGGAUUUUGAGGCCAUGCUGAAGCAGUACAAGGAAUAUGAGGAGGAGCAGAAGCGAAAGGAGCAAGAGGAGGAUGAGCAGGAAAUGAAAUCCAUGCUGGAACAGGCCCAGAACCGACGGCUCCUUCUGGACUCUGACUCAGAUGAAGAACCAUCGAAAUCCCACCCAAAACCCUCAGCUAGAAUAAACCCCACAGACAUCCUGCAGGAGGACCCAGAACCACAGAGCAAGAAGCUGAAGACACAGAGCUGGGAGAGAAGUGUGGGCAAGCUGAACAGCAAGACCCAGCUGGCUGGGCUGGUGGCCCUGAAGAAGCAGAAGCCACAUCCUAAUGGCACUGAGGACAAAGGCACCACAGGUGACACAGGCUCGUUUCCCGCAGCAACAGGCACCACCUCCUCCCUCGGGCUCUUGGGAGCCUACUCGGACAGCGAGGACAGCGACUGA
Molecule: messenger RNA, 946 nt
Organism: Acanthisitta chloris (rifleman)
Lineage: Eukaryota; Metazoa; Chordata; Aves; Passeriformes; Acanthisittidae
Gene: YJU2
Product: coiled-coil domain containing 94
Exons: 8
Coding region: 2-946 (314 amino acids)
Biological process (GO): mRNA splicing, via spliceosome
Cellular component (GO): U2-type catalytic step 1 spliceosome
Source: RefSeq, a predicted model, not a curated record